This is a messenger RNA of Hippoglossus stenolepis (Pacific halibut), 630 nucleotides long. RefSeq names its product crystallin, beta B1, like 3 (gene crybb1l3). The coding region runs from base 1 to 630 and encodes 209 amino acids. Gene Ontology annotation, molecular function: structural constituent of eye lens. The transcript has 5 exons. The record is from RefSeq and is a predicted model, not a curated record. Lineage: Eukaryota; Metazoa; Chordata; Actinopteri; Pleuronectiformes; Pleuronectidae. Gene Ontology annotation, biological process: visual perception; lens development in camera-type eye.
AUGUCUCACUCAGGUGCUCAAGGCAGCAUUGGCAGCCACUCUACCAUUGGGCUGCGCAAUUCAAAGAUGUACAUCUAUGAACACGAGAACUUCCAGGGUCGUAAGAUUGACCUGUUCGCAGAGUGCCGUAACCUGGCUGAGAAGGGUCUUGAAAAGAUUGGCUCCAUCAGGGUAGAGAGUGGACCCUGGGUGGGUUAUGAGCAGCAGAACUUGACCGGGGAGAUGUUCAUUCUGGAGAAGGGAGAGUACCCUCGCUGGGACACCUGGUCCAACAGCUACAGGUGUGACCGCUUUAUGUCAGUCAGGCCCGUCCGCAUGGACCCCCAGGACCAUAAGAUUUGCCUGUAUGAAAGCACAAACUUCGAGGGUCGUAAGAUGGAGGUGUGUGACGAGGAUAUUCCCAGCCUGUGGUCGUACGGCUUCCAGGACCGUGUUGCCAGCAUUCAGGUCACUGGUGGAACCUGGGUGGGCUACCAGUACCCUGGCUACCGUGGCUACCAGUACGUGUACGAAAUGGGCCCUUACAAGCACUGGAACGAGUGGGGGGCCCACCAACCCCAGAUCCAGUCCAUCCGCAGGGUGAGGGACAUGCAGACGCAUCGCAGGGGCUGCUUCGAGAUGACCGCAUAG